AUGAAGUUUCCGGUUUACACCGGCCCUCUUUUGGUCGCGUUGGCAUACUGCCAUCCGGUGGUAGGGGCCAACACCACCGAUACUCCUCCUACACUCCAAUUGAGCACAACCAGCGAGUUCAAUUUUCAAUUUCUCAUUGCCCUUACCGAUGCUACAACUGGUGGGGCGGACAUCGCCCCUGUCUUAGGCGCCGCCAAAGACAUCAAAGCAGGAGACAUGGCCAGUUUUGCUCACCAAUUUUACAAACUCGCCAACGCAACCAAGGCUCAAGCAGAAGACCCAAGCAAUGCGUUUGAUCCAAUCAAUGUCAGAGACACCUGGUUCUCGGCUGCCCAGUACUUCCGUCGAGCAGACUUCUACGGGCACCGAAAUUGGAGCAACCCGCUCAUCAACAAGCUAUGGGAAGAACAGACUGCAGCAUUCAACAAAGGGCUAGCCGCCCUCCCCAGCCCUGGCAAGCGGGUUCAAAUACCCGCGAAAGAGGGCAAUUUCACAAUCGAGGCCAUUUGGUACAGUGCGCCCGACAGCGACGACCGGAAACUGCCAACGCUUAUCAUCGGCAAUGGAUUCGACGCGGCGCAGGAGGACUCGUAUCAUCAAUUCGUCGCGCCCGCCCUAGCUCGAGGUUGGAACUGCAUCACCUACGAAGGCCCGGGCCAACCCACAGUGCGCCGGAACCAAAACAUUGGAUUCAUCCCGCAAUGGGAGAAGGUGGUCACCCCGGUCGUAGACUGGGUAUUUUCUGAAAAGGCAGAUGUCGUGGAUGCCAACAGCCUGGUCCUUAUUGGAAACUCCUUCGGUGGAUAUCUAGCAGCCCGAGCCGCGGCUUUCGAGCCCCGGAUUUCGGCAACAGUCCUUCUCGGCGGAGUCUGGGAUGCCUAUGCUGCGUUCUCAUCUCAGUUUCCAUCCGAAAUUAUCGGGCUGUACGAAGCCGGCAAUCACACUGCGUUCGAUCGUCUGAUCCACCAGUUGCGGGAUAAUGGCAAGCUUCCCGUUACUGCCGCUUGGGGUGUCGAUCAAGGCUUGUGGUCGUUUUACACACACUCGCCCUCUGAUUUUCUUACUCUAAGCAAGGGAUUCCGCUUGAAGGAAGUCGUUGAUAAAAUGAGCGCACCUGUUUUCGUGGGCGAUGCAGAAUUCGAGAACUUCUUUCAAGGGCAGCCGCAAUUGGUGAAGGAUGCUUUGGGUGACAAGGGCACUCUCCACAGGUUCAAUGGAGUUGCUGGCUACCAUUGUCAAACUGGUGCUGGGCAGGAACUUAUGAGAACCAUGUUUGCAUGGAUCAAUAAGACUCUGAAUCAAUAG
Molecule: messenger RNA, 1305 nt
Organism: Penicillium olsonii
Lineage: Eukaryota; Fungi; Ascomycota; Eurotiomycetes; Eurotiales; Aspergillaceae
Source: the annotation of a GenBank genome assembly